This is a messenger RNA of Chironomus riparius, 804 nucleotides long. The record is from the annotation of a GenBank genome assembly. Lineage: Eukaryota; Metazoa; Arthropoda; Insecta; Diptera; Chironomidae.
AUGAAUAGAGCUCAGGUGUAUGCAGAGACAAAUUCUCAGCAAAUUGCUGGUGCUUUAAAAUUCUUUGAUAUUUUCGGUGAUUUUUUGAAAUUUAAAUUCCAAACUAAGAAAAUUAAUUUAUUAGACAUUGGAAGUGGAUGUGGUAAAGUGUUGUCUGAAAUAACUUUUAAUAGAAGUAAAUUGAAUUUUAGCAAAAUCAUUGGAAUCGACAAAAGUAAUGAAAUGUUAAAGUUUGCAGUCAAAAAUUAUGAAAAUGAUUUGAUAUCUUUCUGCCUUAUGGAUAUUGAAGAAGAAAUUCCGAAAAUUUUAAGAGAUCAACAAUUUGAUAUGGUUACAUCAUUCUACUGUCUUCAUUGGAUAAAAGAUAUAAAGAAUGUAUUCGAAAAUAUUUAUGAGUUAUUAAAUUCCAAUGGAAUAUUUUGCUGUACAUUCCUUCAAUCAACAAAAAUAAAUGACAUUUGGGAUGCUUUGGCAAUAAAAUAUCCUUUGUACAUGAACGAUUGGAGACAGCAUUUUACACCUUUGUGGUCUCUUGAAAAUGCAAAUGAAAUUUUAAUAAAAUAUUUGCAAGAUUGUAAAUUUAAGAUUAUCAAAUUUCAUGAUGUAAAAAAUGAAAAAUUUGAAUUUAGAAACUUACAAAAAUAUUCAAAAAUGUUAGAGACUGUCAAUCCAUGUUUCAAUUCGAUGCCAGACUUUGUCCAAAAAAAGUUUUUGAAAGAUCAGAUAAGUGAAAUAAUGUCCUUAAAAAAGGAUGAUUUAUAUGUCGUACCAUUAAGAGUUAUGUAUUUUAUUGUAGAAAAAUAA